Molecule: messenger RNA, 1931 nt
Organism: Lactuca saligna
Lineage: Eukaryota; Viridiplantae; Streptophyta; Magnoliopsida; Asterales; Asteraceae
Source: the annotation of a GenBank genome assembly
AUGAGUCUGCACCGCUCACUGUGUUCCCUACGCGCCACGCAUAUGGUCGGAAGUGGUGCGUGUCACUUUCCUAUGGCGCGACGUGUCUCGAUUUGGGUGCUAGCAUACGUUCAAUCACGCAAGCUUCACCGUGCACUCACCAAUCCGAAAACUUGGUAUGAGGAAUUAAAACACAUAGGAUCGGGGAACUUCGGUGUAGCAAAACUUGUAAAGGAUAAACAAUCUGGCGAGCUUUAUGCCGUCAAGUAUAUUGAGAGAGGCCCUAAGAUUGAUGAGCAUGUCGAAAGGGAGAUUUUGAACCACAGGUCACUUACGCAUCCACAUAUUAUCAGAUUCAAGGAGGUGUUACUAACGGAAACUCAUCUGGCCAUAGUCAUGGAGUAUGCAGCUGGAGGAGAGUUGUUCGACAGAAUUACUACUGCUGGUAGAUUCAGUGAGGACGAGGCAAGGUUUUUCUUCCAACAACUAAUAUCAGGCGUGAGUUACUGCCAUUCAAUGCAAAUUUGCCAUAGAGAUCUCAAACUAGAAAAUGCACUUUUGGAUGGGAGCUCAACACCACGUCUUAAAAUUUGCGACUUCGGAUACUCUAAGUCCUCAGUGUUUCACUCGCAGCCCAAAUCUACGGUUGGGACACCUGCAUAUAUUGCACCCGAAGUCUUGUCAAGAAAAGAAUAUGAUGGCAAGAUGGCAGAUGUUUGGUCUUGUGGGGUUACAUUGUAUGUGAUGCUUGUUGGUGCUUAUCCAUUCGAAGAUGAAGAUGAUCCGAAAAAUUUCCGAAAAACACUCACCCGUAUACUUAGUGUCCAAUAUUCAAUCCCAGACUACGUUCGAGUUUCUGAGGACUGUAAGCAUCUUCUAUCUCGAAUAUUUGUAGGGAGCCCCGAUAAGAGAAUAACUAUACCAGAGAUUCAGAAGCAUCCAUGGUUCUUGAAGGAGCUGUCAGUUGAACUCAUUGAUGGAGAUGAAUCCAUCUUGGAUAUGGACAAGGAAACCCAUGUUUUGCAAAGUAUCAAAGAAGUAAAAGAAAUACUACAAGAAGCUAGAAGAUGUACAUUGGGGACUAAGGAUAAAGAGAGGAAUAUGGAUCUUGAAGAUGAUAUCGAUACUGAUGCUGAGAUCGAUGAUGAUAUAGAGACAAGUGGGGAUUUUGUCUGUGCAUUAUAAGAGUUGGGUUCUUCGCGUCACUACAUGGAAGUAAAUGAUAUGAGAAGGAUAGUUAUCAUGAUUAAUUAGAAGCUUGUAGUGUUCAUAUAGCUUAUGGAAUUCAAGGACUUCUUUUCCUUGUGUCGUGCAAGAAUAAAGCCCUAGUACUUCACGAGGAUAUCAAUAAUGGAGAUUGCGCCACAUGAUCUCGAACCUAUCAUGAAAAAAAUCAGUCAUGUGGUAUAAGUUUGCUCCAAGUCAUAUGUUAUGAAAAAGAUAAAAUAAUACAUAAAUGAAGUGACACCUUAGUUUAGUGUGUUUGCGAGUUACUACUUGUUUAUUCGACCCAACGGUAUAGGAAGCAUCUUUCACUUUUUAAGUGACACCAUGACACCAUAGUUUUUCCCUCACGUUUUUUUCCUUCACAAAAACUUAGGAUGUCACACCCCCGAACCAUCAGAAAUAACAGCGGAAACGUCCGGGGGCGGGCGACGUCAUGCGUAAUAUCACAACAAUCGUAUCAUAGCAAUCAAAGUAAACACAACCAUUACAUUACAAUAAGAAUAUUUACAUUUGUUUGAAAACAUAGUUUGUGUACAUCAAAAGUAACAAAAGAUAAAGACGAGACUCCAAAAUGAUCCGUCUUCUCCAAAAGUAGUCUAUCGUUGUCCUGAGAAUAUAAGCGGUUUUGAAAACAUAUGAGCAUAAAGAUGGUGGGUUCAUAAGCAUGUUUUUGUAUGGAAAACUAGUCAUUGAAUUUGUACAAAUGGUUUCUUUUCAUUAUAAGU